AUGGAAAAACAGUAUUGGAAGCUACUUGACUUGCCAAAUCAGGAAGGCGCCGAGGAUUCGAAUGAAUACGUUGUGAGAAUUAUACACCUUCUUGAGGAGACGUCACCAUGUCCUCCUCCGUCCGGAGGAAUUGGAGCGUUGCUUAGUUCAACAAUGAUGGGGCGGACCAUGGAAACCCGAGUUGAUCAAAGUCUUUACGACUCUAUAAAAAGCCGGAAAACGGAAGAGUUACAAAAAGACUGCGAAAAUCUGUACGUGCAACUCUAUAAGUUAAUACGGAAGUACCAGGGAUUAAGGAAAAUCAUCAAGGUGAGAGUUAAACUAAAGAACGAGGCUAAGCGAAUGAGAUAA
Molecule: messenger RNA, 351 nt
Organism: Ostertagia ostertagi
Lineage: Eukaryota; Metazoa; Nematoda; Chromadorea; Rhabditida; Trichostrongylidae
Source: the annotation of a GenBank genome assembly